AAUCUAAAGAACAAUAUCCAGACUUCACCAAAGAAAGAAAUGCAGUUUCCUUUAGAGCAGAGUUAGUUUCCUCUAUAGCAAAAAAUAAAAAUAAACGUUUUUAGUCCAUAAAUUAAAAAUCCAUUUCAACACACACUCCUGCCCCCACAAUCCAAUCGUGACUUCCUCGUCAUAAAUAUGAAAUAUCAAGUGGAUAUUGUAUCCACCACUUCCACCAAACUUCCUCAAAGUUACCAGAACUUCUCUAUUCUUGACAAACAUCCUCCAGCCAUUCAUAUCCAAACUACCAUCAGUAUAAAAAUACAUUUUAUUUAAAAUCACUUUUUUUAUGCUAUGGUAUCACACAGUAAUACUACAAAAGGAUGAAGUCAAAUACAAAAGAAGGAAAAAAUAAAUAAAGGUUGGUCAGCCAUUGAUGCAGUUUACACUUUGACCCAGUGGCCAGUAAUGCGCACUGUGUGUACAAAUCACACUGCAAAAUUAAAUAAGAGGUUGAUGUUAGCCAGCUCUUUAGUGACAUAAGCCAAGCUCCUUCUUUCAUUUGAUCUGCUCCACUUUAUUCUGAAAGUGUAAGAAAAAAAAAUGUUUCCGAAGAAACAUCAUCCCAGUGCGCAUGACGCACGGCACUCUUCGCCUCUUCUCGUCAUCUUCCUCUCGUGCAGUCUGACACUGAAUGUAUAAAUGUCUCAUAUAGACUAAAUUAAUCAAUUACAGUGAUCAGUCCAGCCACUUCUUUUAUAUCGCUGAGAGGUUUUAAAUCCACGUUGACUCCACGCGUUGUCCUGUGGAUACGCCACGGAGGCUCUACUUAGCGCAGGGGACACAAAUCAGCGGCAUCCUGCUGCUCGGAAGACGCCAAAGCUUAAGGACACACAUGCAUCCAGUCAAGGGGUGCUUGACUUAAUUCCAUCAACGAAAUCGGUUGCAUUUCGCCUGAAGAUUUUAUUUUUGCAUCAAGAUCUGGUCCAUUUCUCUCCCGGCUUCACCCACACGCCACCGGUUGGAUUAUCCAUCACGUACACUAACCCGGUGUCACAGCGGCUUUGAGGCCAAGCAUGGGGUGUUGACUUCUCCAGUGUUGGGGUAGAGGAGUGAAGACAGGCCGCCUCACUGUUUACCCUCUUCUGGAUGCGGACAACAGAGGCAGGUGUGGAACAUGCGUCCGUUUUCUGACACAUGUCCACUGCUCCAACGCGCUGGAAAAUAACCCGCGCUUCUAUGGUGGAUUUUGAGCCUUGUUGUCCCAUAUUGUAUUGUAGGUUUCAAACUACUCCUUUUAGGGAUACAAGGUAGACCGGUUCAAGUCUGUCUUAUUUCUGAGUUGGCUAAAUGACAAGUUCCGUCCUCUGCUGGCUGAGCGCACUUUGUCUCACUUAUAAAGUGCCAAAUCCAUGUCAAAGUGGGCAAAGUGUUCCCGUAAUCCUUUUGUGUGACGCACUUCACUUUAUGGUUAUUAGAUGCCUGAAUGUUACAUACACGGGUCUUGGCAUUUGAAUCUGUCCAUGUCCGAGCUAUUCUGAGUCUCUCCACCUGGUACAGACCGUCACUUAGACAUGACGGAGCGCUUCCGAGCUGUCUCCCCACCCCCCCUUGAAGGCUGCAGCGGGGUUGAGUUGCCUUGCAGGCGACACCUCUAUGGCAUGUAAAACUAUUUGUGGUCAGAUACUGCCAUCCCAGAAACACUCAGAAGACGUCACGUAUUCUUCCCCUAAACUCACUAUGAUCUCACCAACUCAUUCUUUUUUAUCAUCAUGUGUUGGUUGCUACUUUUAUAACAAACAAAAAAAAAGUCCACGAGAGCCGUGGUUGGUGGAAAUCAAGAAGAAACACGCAGGUGCAGAAGUUGGGCUACAAGGGAAAUAUAAAGAAGGACGCAGUCUGCAUUAAUCACUCGUCGGAGGGGAUGGAAUGAGAAAAGAGUCAACAACAUCUACAUCAGCAGAUUAUUGUGUUAAGACCUCACUAUGCCACCGGUCCGCCUAGUCUUCCUGACCACUGUCCUUGUGGUGCUGAUGGCCAUGCUGGCCUCCAGCGCCAGGACCACGCGCUGGCCCAAACCUCAGACCACCAGGAAGCCCCCUCGAACUGGGCCGAAUGUAUUCAGACAGACCACCACCACAACAACAUCUCCUUCCAGCAUGCACACAGAUGCAACCACUGAUGUUAUGAUGGACUCUUCCUCCCUGUCCCCUACAGACAGUACCACCUACUCCAGCGACACUUACCCUACUGAUUUCCAUGCUGAUGCCGUAGCAGCUCCUGGGAGCCCCGAUGGAAACUAUACCCUCGACUACAACGAAUGCUUCUUCAACUUCUGUGCGUGCUGUCCGCCAGAGAAAGGCCCUAUGGGGCCCAUGGGAGAGGCAGGGCCACCAGGACUACCAGGAGAGAGGGGCGAUAUAGGGUUACCAGGGGAGAAGGGAGACAUAGGGCCCAUAGGACCUCCAGGACCAGAAGGACUACCUGGAGCCAACGGACUCAAUGGCGACAUAGGUGAAAAAGGUGACCAAGGACCUGUAGGUGCACCUGGUGUCCCUGGAAUCCCAGGAAAACCAGGAGAUAGAGGUGAGCCGGGCCCCAAAGGAGAGAAAGGUGAACAUGGCUUCAUUGGUCUGAAAGGGGACCCGGGAGAAAGAGGACUGCCUGGCCUGAAUGGAUCUAUUGGCGACACUGGGCCAGAGGGGCCUAUGGGUCCCCCUGGGAUAACUGGGACAAAGGGUCAGAAAGGUGAACAGGGACUUACAGGCGAGUGUUUACCAGGCGAAAAAGGUAAUGUCGGUGCGCCUGGUCCGACAGGUGAGAUGGGCCCCCCAGGACUGAAUGGAACUGAUGGUGCAAAGGGAGAAAGAGGGGAGAUAGGGCCUCCGGGACUGAAGGGGGAUACUGGUGCCAGAGGACCUCAAGGAGCAAGAGGCGUGGCAGGAAUGAGGGGAGAACGGGGAGGCAAAGGUGCUCGUGGGGCUCGGGGCCCCAAAGGCGCACAAGGUGAGAAUGCGGAGGUGAUUCGCUCUGCCUUCAGUGUGGGCUUGUUUCCAAGCAGGUCCUUCCCUCCGCCUAGCCUGCCUGUGAAGUUUGAUAAGGUGUUUUACAAUGGUGAGGGGCACUGGGACCCGAACAUUAACAAGUUCAACGUCACCUACCCUGGGGUCUAUUUGUUCAGUUACCACAUCACUGUACGCAACAGGCCUGUACGUGCUGCCCUAGUGGUUAAUGGUGUACGAAAGCUGCGGACACGGGAUUCUCUAUACGGCCAGGACAUCGAUCAGGCGUCCAACCUUGCCCUGAUGCACCUGAAUGAAGGCGACCAGGUGUGGUUGGAGACGCUGAGAGACUGGAAUGGAGUUUACUCCAGCAGUGAGGAUGACAGCACUUUCUCUGGCUUCCUGCUUUACCCAGAUUUAAAUCCUAAACCGACUGCUGCAGACCCUUUAAAUAUUCUGUGAUUGUAACUUCUUGUAGAUUGUGCACAACUUUCAGCCUAUUGCACUGUUCUGUCAAAUUAAUAUGAUUCAGCUAAAUACUGCUGCUUCAGUAUCUGCUCACUGCUAUCGAGCUAAUCAAACCAAAUGCUUUGCUUGCCUUGCUGU
This is a messenger RNA of Larimichthys crocea (large yellow croaker), 3587 nucleotides long. It is a transcript of the gene otol1a, whose product is annotated as otolin 1a. Lineage: Eukaryota; Metazoa; Chordata; Actinopteri; Sciaenidae. The transcript has 6 exons. Gene Ontology annotation, molecular function: protein binding. The record is from RefSeq and is a predicted model, not a curated record. Bases 1965 to 3443 code for a protein of 492 amino acids.